Messenger RNA from Echinostoma caproni, 294 nucleotides. NCBI's taxonomy places the organism in Eukaryota, Metazoa, Platyhelminthes, Trematoda, Plagiorchiida, Echinostomatidae. The record is from the annotation of a GenBank genome assembly.
AUGGUUGAGAUGAAUCCAGUUGAUCGAGCUUUCUGUCUAUUUACCGAGGUCGAUAAGUCCGAGGCAGCGGCGUCUUCAGUCAUGGAAGCUGCUCAACCCGAAAGUACAUUUGCAUUGAAUUUAACAGAAAGCGAGAAGAUUGCCCGAAGUCAAGUUGUUCUACCGUAUGAAGCCGCCGUUCCUAACCUGGAUGACAAUCAAUAUGCUCCUCCAACGGGAAUGACAAUUCAUUAUCAGCCAGAUUGUUUUGAUGACUUGGACGACGAAGAUCCUGAUGAUGAUUUGUCAAUCUGA